AUGUAUCCAUUUGAACGAUUCAUGGGUGAUUCAAAGCGAUCUGUGAAAAAUAAGGCGAGAGUUGAGGGAUCAAUAUGUGCACAUUAUUUACAUCGAGAAACUUCACAUUUUUGCUCACAUUAUUUCAAUCAUAUGAUGUUGACUCCGAGAAUCAUAAGGAAUGAAGUUCACUUUAGUGAAAGAAGUCAAUUCACCUUAUCGGUUUUUGGCCGUCCCGGUCGUCCUUCUGGAAAGACAAGUGUGCAUUGGUUGUCCGAAAAAGAAAUGCAAUCUGCUCAUGUUCAUGUGUUGAUUAACUGCGUUGAAGUUAAACCAUAUCUUGAGGCAUUUAAUACUUAUUAUUUUCAAAGCACGGGUGAACAACCAUCGACAGGUUACACACAUGCCUAUUUUCCAGCAUGGUUCAAGCAACAGUUAUAUUGCAUUGUUGCACCAAGUCUUGAAAUAAUUCAUUUGAGAAGUUUAUCUGAAGGCCCUCAUCAGCGUGCAAAUGAAUGGCACACUUACUUUGUAAACGGAUAUAAAUUCCACACUCAAACAUGGACAGAAGGGAAGAAAACAAUAAACAGUGGUGUAGUUGUAAAAGGAGUUACAGAGGGUGGUGAGGACGACUUUUAUGGUGUUGUCACACAUAUUUAUGAGUUGGUAUAUAAUUAUAUGGACUCGGAAAAUAAAGUUGUCCUAUUUUAUUGUGAUUGGUAUGAUCCAUCUUCCAGAGGAACUAAAAUAGAUAAAAAAUAUAACACUGUUGAGAUACGAAUGGAUCGAAAGUACAAAGAGUAUGACCCUUUCAUAAUGGCACAUAAUGUUAGGCAAGUUUACUAUGUUCCUUAUCCGUCAAUUCAACCAAGUAAACGAGGAUGGUGUGUUGUAAUCAAGUCCAAUCCAAUGGGUUAUAUUGAAUCUGACGGUGUAAUGGAAGAUGAUGUUGCAUACCAAGAUGAUGAGAUUUCACCCAUGAAUGGGGUAAUUGAAAUUGAGGAGAUUACAAGUUUGGGUGAUACUGUGGUUGUGGGUCAACAAGUUGAUGCAACCAUCUUGUUAUCAGCAAAUCAUGUGGAAGAAGAGGAGGAAGAGUCAGGAGACUCUGAAGACGACAAUAUCGUAUCUGAUGAAGACAGUGACGAUUACAAUGAUGAAUAA
Messenger RNA from Lathyrus sativus (Indian pea), 1143 nucleotides. The record is from the annotation of a GenBank genome assembly. NCBI's taxonomy places the organism in Eukaryota, Viridiplantae, Streptophyta, Magnoliopsida, Fabales, Fabaceae.